Molecule: messenger RNA, 513 nt
Organism: Mauremys mutica (yellowpond turtle)
Lineage: Eukaryota; Metazoa; Chordata; Testudines; Geoemydidae
Product: phospholipase A2 inhibitor and Ly6/PLAUR domain-containing protein-like
Exons: 4
Coding region: 1-513 (170 amino acids)
Cellular component (GO): extracellular region
Molecular function (GO): phospholipase inhibitor activity
Source: RefSeq, a predicted model, not a curated record
AUGGCGGGAGUGACGGGACAGAGCUUUCUCAAGGGCUGUGUGCCAUCCAGCGAAUGUAAAGUCGGCCCCGUCUCUGUGAAUUUCGGGAAUGGAAUGGAAAUAAGGACAAGCUUCACCUGCUGCGUGGGAGACGCCUGCAGAACAACCACAGUUACAGUGCCCCUGGCUAACACCACCCUGAAUGGCCGGAGCUGCCGUGGCUGCUACGCGUUGAACACUGGUCAAUGCAAUGAACAAACCAUAGCGUGUACUGGACCUGAGACGCAGUGUAUUGAUAUUGCUGGGACCAUAACAUCUGGUGGAAGUCAAAUGCAGACGGUCAUGAAGGGCUGCGCUUCCGAGUCCAUCUGCACCAAUAUAAAAGUGGGUUCAGGGACCUUCGCAGGCAGCAGUGCAGAUCUAACCACGGCCAAAUGCACAGUGGCCUCUGGCGCGGUGGGCGUGGCUCCGGGACUGGUCGAGAUCCUCCUCCCGGCCCUCGCUGGGCUCCUGCUGCUGAAACUUCUCUCCUGA